AAGAAUAUCAAAACAAACAACAAUAAUAACCGAUUCGGUAUUUGAUUCAAUGAGCUCUUAUCAAUUUGUAAAUUCAUUAAGCUCGUGCUAUGGGCCGAGCCGUGGAGAUAAUGGUACAGCUGCAGCGGCUGUAGCUGCUGAUUAUUAUUCACAACAAGUUUAUAAUAGUUGGUCAUCGAAUCCAUCAGCGGCUGCUGCAUCAGCAGCAGUUGCGGCAGCAGCCGCUGCUGUUGGUCAAUCACCAACAUCAUCACCAUAUACAGCUUAUUUACAACAAAAUGGUGGUGGUGGUGGACAAGGACCUGUUUAUAAUACAGCGGCAGCAGCAGCAGCCGCUGUAUGUUCACAACAACAAGCACUAGUUGGUGGCCAACAACCAGGUGUAACAAAUAAUCGUUUGGCCAAUAGUCAUCCACAACAUCAUCAACAACAUCCACAUCAUCAACAAACAAAUAGCCAACAACAACAACAACAAUUAAUGCAAUCACAAUUAUCACAAUUACAGCAACAAGCGGCAGUUGUUGCCGCAACGAGGCAAUCAACAAAUACAUCACCACAAUCAAGCUGUAAAUUUGGUAUUGGUGAUCCAUCACAAUCACCACAAGAUCUCAGUACAUCAAGUAAUGGUGCUGGUCAAUCACCGGAACCACCAUCAACACAACAGCAACCACCAUCAUCAUCAUCAGCAUCAUCAUCAUCAUUAAAUAUACCACCAACAUUACAAUCAACACAUAAUAAUAAUAAUAAUAAUCAAUCAAUAACACGUGUUAAUCAUUCUAAUCAAAAUUCCAGUAGCUCAACAACAACAACCGGUAAUGGUCAAACAAACAGUCAUCAUAAUAAUAGUAAAUUUAAUUCACAAAAUAAUAAUAACAGUGGUGGUGGUAAUCCACCACAUAUUUAUCCAUGGAUGAGAAAAGUACAUGUUGGUCAAAAUGGAGUGAAUUCAAUGGGCGAAACAAAACGACAACGUACAUCAUAUACCAGAUAUCAAACAUUAGAAUUGGAAAAAGAAUUUCAUUUUAAUCGUUAUUUAACACGUAGACGUCGUAUUGAAAUUGCACAUUCACUUUGUCUAAGUGAACGACAGAUAAAAAUUUGGUUUCAAAAUCGUAGAAUGAAAUGGAAAAAAGAACAUAAAAUGCAAAGUGUUAUACCACCACAAUUACCUCAAAUGCUUGGUCCAAUUGAUCAUCAUUUACAUCAUCAUUUACAUGGUGAAACAAAGGUAAAAGGGUAA
Messenger RNA from Dermatophagoides pteronyssinus (European house dust mite), 1240 nucleotides. RefSeq lists its product as uncharacterized. Gene Ontology annotation, molecular function: DNA-binding transcription factor activity, RNA polymerase II-specific; RNA polymerase II cis-regulatory region sequence-specific DNA binding. Lineage: Eukaryota; Metazoa; Arthropoda; Arachnida; Sarcoptiformes; Pyroglyphidae. Gene Ontology annotation, biological process: anterior/posterior pattern specification; positive regulation of transcription by RNA polymerase II. The record is from RefSeq and is a predicted model, not a curated record. Gene Ontology annotation, cellular component: nucleus; nucleoplasm.